This is a messenger RNA of Hippocampus zosterae (dwarf seahorse), 2498 nucleotides long. It is a transcript of the gene taf5, whose product is annotated as TAF5 RNA polymerase II, TATA box binding protein (TBP)-associated factor. Lineage: Eukaryota; Metazoa; Chordata; Actinopteri; Syngnathiformes; Syngnathidae. Gene Ontology annotation, cellular component: transcription factor TFIID complex. Gene Ontology annotation, molecular function: RNA polymerase II general transcription initiation factor activity; protein binding. Bases 5 to 2248 code for a protein of 747 amino acids. The record is from RefSeq and is a predicted model, not a curated record. Gene Ontology annotation, biological process: transcription initiation at RNA polymerase II promoter. The transcript has 11 exons.
GAAAAUGGCGGCCGUACAAGGCAGUAUGGCCGAGGCUGUUGAAAUAAAGGACAUUAAAACAGAACCACCCGUUGAUGCCGUCGUAAACAACAAUACGAAUGACGGAAGUGUACUUUCUGCGUCCCCCGGGCCCGGUGGUUCGGUUGGAAGUACCAAACCCGCAACGGGAGCUUUGGAGGAGAAGCAAACGUUGCUGGCAAUUCUGCAAUUCCUUAAAAAGAACCAACUGUCCGAGUCUGUCGACAUUUUGCGCCGUGAAGCUGGAUUACCCCAGGAUUUGUUCGAUUUGAAAGGUGCUGAUGCAUCCUCAGGUUCUGGAGGUACGCUGGGGACUGUGGAAGGAGGCGGUCUGGAUGCCAACUCUCUUCUGAGCCGAGUGACGUCCUCCUCAGCAGCUCAGGCGCCAGUCAAAGCUCCACCCGCAGAGGACCAGCCGGAUGUGAGUGUGGUCUUGUCUGCUUACAGCCAGCAGGGAGACCCAGCCCUCUAUGAGGUUUAUUACAGCGGUUUGAAAAAGUUUAUAGAAACUGUUUUGGACUGUCAUCGAGCAGAACUGUCCCAGGUUUUCUACCCACUGUUUGUACACAUGUACCUGGAACUAGUGUACAACAACCAUGAGAAUGUGGCCAAGGCGUUCUUUGAAAGGUUUAGCGGGGAUCAAGAGUGUUAUUACAGAGAAGACCUUCAAGUGUUGUCGGGUUUGACAAAGAAGGAGCACAUGAGAGGCAACGAGACUCUGCUCGACUUUCGCACCAGCAAGUUUGUUCUGCGCAUCUCCCGGGACUCAUACCAGUUGCUCAAGAGGCACCUGCAAGAGCGCCAGAACAACCAAAUCUGGAAUAUCAUCCAGGAGCACCUCUAUAUUGACAUCUUUGAUGGCAUGCCACGCAGCAAGAGCCAGAUUGAUGCCAUGUCUGGUAGUCUGGCUGGAGAGGGCAAGAGAGAGGCCAAUAAGGCAAAGGUUUAUUACGGCUUGCUUAAAGAACCGGAAAUUGAACUGCCACUUGAUGACGAGGACGAGGAAGCGGAGAACGAGGAGGGUAAACCCAAGAAGAAGAAACCAAAAAAGGACAGCACGGGCUCCAAGAGCAAGAAGCAGGAUCCCAAUGCACCUUCACAAACAAGAAUCCCUCUUCCAGAACUGAAGGACUCGGACAAACUGGACAAGAUCAUGUACAUGAAAGAGGCCACCAAAAGGAUCCGACUGGGACGAGAUAAUCUUCCCUCUAUUUGCUUCUACUCUUUUCUUAAUGCAUACCAGGGCUUAACUGCCGUGGACUUCACAGACGACUCCAGUUUAAUUGCAGGAGGCUUCGCCGACUCCUCAGUCAGAGUGUGGAGUGUCACUCCCAAAAAGCUACGCAAAGUCAAGUCAGCAGCAGACUUAAACCUGAUUGAUAAAGAGUCAGACGAUGUGCUGGAGAGGAUCAUGGAUGAAAAGACAGCGAGUGAGUCCAAGCUCCUGUACGGGCACAGCGGUCCUGUUUAUGGAAUCAGCUUCAGCCCGGACAGGAACUACCUGCUGUCGAGCUCUGAAGAUGGCACGGUGAGGCUGUGGAGUCUUCAAACCUUUACCUGUCUGGUGGGCUACAAAGGUCACAACUACCCUGUGUGGGACACCCAGUUUUCCCCUCAUGGCUACUAUUUUGUCUCCGGGGGACAUGACAGAGUUGCCCGUCUAUGGGUUACAGAUCACUAUCAGCCUCUGCGGAUGUUCGCUGGACACCUGGCGGACAUCACUUGCACCCGCUUCCACCCCAACUCUAAUUAUGUGGCCACGGGUUCAUCUGAUCGCACAAUCCGCCUGUGGGAUGUCCUGAAUGGGAAUUGUGUUCGCAUCUUCACAGGUCACAAGGGUCCAAUCCAUGCUCUGUCAUUCUCUCCCAACGGGAAGUUUUUGGCUUCGGGGGCCACUGACGGUAGAGUUCUUCUUUGGGACAUUGGUCACGGACUCAUGAUUGGAGAGCUCAAAGGCCAUACAGACACCGUAUACUCUCUCAAGUUCAGCAGGGAUGGUGAAAUUCUUGCCUCUGGCUCUAUGGAUAACACGGUUCGCUUGUGGGAUGCCAUGAAAGCAUUUGAUGAUUUGGAGACGGACGACUUCACUGCAACCACAGGACAUGUUCAUUUGCAAGAUAAUUCACAGGAGCUGCUGCUUGGCUGCUACACAACUAAAUCCUCACCUGUUCUACACCUUCACUUCACCCGCAGAAAUCUGCUCUUGGCAGCAGGUGGCUACAACCCAUAAGACCUUUGACUGAAUUGAGCUUGAAAUAGCUUUGGACAGUGUGAAAAGAUCUAACGAUGAACAGGAAAUUUAUUCUUCAUCAAUUUUUAAACGCGACCGUCAUAUAGCACCUAAAUACGGUGCCAUUGUAACAAAAAAACCAUGUUAGAAUUAAUUACAAGUACAGCUCAACAUGUGGCUGCCACUCUUGUAUUAUAGUGUUUUUUUAAUCGAUACAAAUGUAAAUAAAAGCGUUUUUAUGUUUUGGGCA